UCUUGCACACGCUAUUUUGGAAGCAAAGCAUAAAAUUUCUCUCCUUUCUUCAUACGCUACCAUAAAAACAAAAUAUAGUAUGAAGCAGAGCAUUCGCUCCCAGACCAUACGCUAUACAUCCACCCCUAUUUUCUUUAUUGCUUCACCGAUCAGUGAAUUUCAUUGAGAAUCCUGGGCAGUCGGAUCUAAAGAAUUAGGCAUACGUAAUUAAUCAAAGCAAGAAACGCAUAAUCGCCGCAAAGAGUUUACACCCUCUGAGUUAAUCGCCGGUUGACAUACCUUUUGGCAUAUUUCUUGGAGAGAAUACAUUUGCAGGAAGGGUUUCUUUUACUCAUUCAGAAUGGCAACAAAUGAAAAUCUCCCACCAAAUGUGAUAAAACAAUUAGCAAAGGAAUUGAGAAAUCUUGAUGAAACUCCACCUGAAGGCAUUGUAGUGAGUGUAAAUGAUGACGACCUCUCCACGAUAUAUGCUGAUAUAGAAGGGCCAGUUGGAACUCCAUACGAGAAUGGUGUCUUCCGGAUGAAGCUGAUAUUGUCUCAUGAUUUCCCCCAUUCACCUCCUAAAGGUUAUUUCUUGACCAAAGUUUUUCACCCAAAUAUUUCAACCAAUGGUGAAAUAUGUGUGAAUGCACUGAAAAGGGAUUGGAGUCCAAGUCUUGGCCUAAGGCAUGUGCUAAUGGUGGUUAGAUGUUUAUUGAUAGAACCAUUUCCAGAGUCGGCUUUAAAUGAACAGGCGGGGAAGAUGCUCCUAGAUCACUAUGAUGAGUAUGCUAGACAUGCAAGGCUUUAUACUGGAAUUCAUGCUUUGAAACUGAAGCCCAAGGUUAAAGCAGGGACUAUUUCGGAGUCAACGAUCGCUCUGAAUGUUGUUGAUCAACAAACUAACACCUCCUCAAUAGACAGCGUUAAGCCGAAGAGCUGUAAUCCUCUCCAACACCGGUCACUGAUCAAUACGAAAGGGGGGAAGGGUCAUCUAGAUCACCCAUCCAUACCUUGGCAUCCUAGCCCCAUAGCACUUGUGCAGAAGGAAAGUGGUUUGAGAAGAGUGCAUGUGCAUUCUAUAAAAAAGAAAAUAGAUGCGAGAAAGAAAAGCUUAAGGAGAUUGUAAUUUGUUCAAACAAAUCUUGUGAGCUUUGCCCCCCUGGGUGUUAAAUUCAUAGCUUGGGCUAAAUCAUAUUUCGUUUUAUUCAUCAUACCCCAUAAUCGUUCCCAGCUUACUGUUUGUUACUAUUAUACAGAGUAUUAAAUAGUACUCCGUAUAUCACUAUUUCUUUUUAUAAAAGUUAGAUCUAUUUAUAAUAUGCAAGUCUUAUUUGCUUAUAUUAAGUUUAACACUAUAAAGGUGAAUUUCAAAUGGUUUCAAGUUCAUGAGUAUGAUACUGUGAAAUGUAACU
Messenger RNA from Cuscuta europaea, 1394 nucleotides. Lineage: Eukaryota; Viridiplantae; Streptophyta; Magnoliopsida; Solanales; Convolvulaceae. The record is from the annotation of a GenBank genome assembly.